Messenger RNA from Anolis sagrei ordinatus, 2069 nucleotides. It is a transcript of the gene TNFRSF11B, whose product is annotated as TNF receptor superfamily member 11b. Gene Ontology annotation, biological process: signal transduction. Lineage: Eukaryota; Metazoa; Chordata; Lepidosauria; Squamata; Anolidae. Gene Ontology annotation, molecular function: protein binding. The record is from RefSeq and is a predicted model, not a curated record.
CAACUUUGCUGUAAAAUUCUGGAAUUAUAAUCCAACAAAGCAAUUUUAUCAAACUCUGGUAUAAAAUUGUGUGGGAGGUAGAUCAGUUGAAUGCAUAAAGAAAAAUACAGACAACUUUGCAAUUUUUAAAGGAUGUGUUAAACUGUUCUAAAUUGGACUGGACCAUGAAAUAGAAAUGUGUCACCCUUAUCCAUGAUAGCUAUGUCUUACCUAAAAAGGGGGAAUUUUCAGCCAAAAAAGUAGUUGAUGGGGAGAAGUCCAUAGUAGGACCUUAGAGGAAGAUUCAGUGACAGGGUAAGAUAUUUUUAAAGCAUGGUUUCUAUAACAGGCUGCCUGUGAAUAACUCCCUCCUUGUUGUGUUGGAGACCGGUCUGUUUGGGCACCCCUUCCUUACCCAGGAAAAAGGUGGGCAGUAAUGCAAGGCAGACAGUCAUGAUUUAAUCCAGCCCCGUGCCCCCUCUCCCUCAUCUUCUCCUUCUCCCCUCCUUCCCAGCCUGUGGUUAAAGAAGUUACAUGAAGUCAUCCUCUGCAGGUUCCUUAAAACAAAAAACAAAACCAAAGGGGGAGGGAGGGGAAAAAAAUCUGAAAGUAAUUGAUCGUGGGGAGGGAAGGAGCACACCAAAGCCAAGAUUUCCUGUUCAGCGAGGCUGCAGAAAGAUAUAAAAAGAGGCUUUUAACAUGCUGCUGACAGUCUUUGCAAGCUUGCAAAGGGAGUGGAGCCUUCUCUACAUUUGUCUGCUUAACUUCCCAGAUCCCUGAGGGUUUUAAAGCCACCGCAAUGAACAAGUUCCUGUACUGUACACUUGUGCUGCUGGACAUUUCUGUGAAAUGGACCAUCCAGGAAACCCCUACUCUAAAGUACUCCCAUUAUGACCCUAUGACUGCCCGUCAACUGAUGUGUGACCAGUGCCCUCCAGGAACCUACGUUCAGCAGAAUUGUACGGCUUCCUCGAAGACUAAGUGUUCUCCCUGCCCAGAUCAGUACUAUGCUGAUGACUGGAACAGCAAUGAAGAAUGCCAGUAUUGCAAUGUGGUAUGCAAUGAGCUUCAGUAUGAGAAGGUUGAAUGCAGCCGCACCAAAAACCGGGUUUGUGAAUGUGUUGAAGGACGGUACCUUGAACUGGAAUUCUGCCUGAAGCACACUGCAUGCCCCCCUGGCUUUGGUGUUGUUCAACAAGGUACUCCUGAAAGGAACACGGUUUGUGAGAGUUGCCCAGAAGGCUAUUUCUCCAAUGAAACAUCAUCCAAAGCUGCCUGCCAUGAACACACCAACUGCAGCGCAUUGGGCCUCAAAAUGGCAAAGAAGGGCAAUGCCACCUGUGACAAUGUGUGUCAGGGAGAAAGGACUGACAAAUCAGAACAGCACUGUGCAAUUGAUAUAACCUUAUGUGAGGAAGCAUUCUUCAGGUUUGCUGCUCCUACAAAAGUCCCACCUGGCUGGCUGGAUACACUCAAGGACAGUCUGCCUGGUAUGAAAGUCAAUGCAGAAAUUGUUGAAAGGAUUAAACAAAGGCACAGUUCUCAGGAACAGACCUUCCAGCUGCUGAAAUUGUGGAAGCAAAAGAACAAAGAUCACAAGAAUGUUAUUCGAGGAAUGGAUCUUUGUGAAAACAGUGUUUUGAAACAAAUUGGCCAUCUCAAUAUAACCUCCGAGCAGCUUGUCAUCCUGAUGGAGAACUUACCAGGGAAAAAAGUAGGGAAAGAAGAAACAGAGCACACUCUGAGGAUGUGCAAAUCCAGAGAUCAGAUCCUUAAGCUCCUCAACUUGUGGAGAAUAAAAAAUGGAGACCAAGACACUAUCAAAGCCCUGACAUAUGGGCUGAAGCACUUGAAAGCAUAUCAUUUCCCCAAGACAACCAUCCAAGGCCUCCGGAAGGUGGUCAAGUACCUCCACAGCCUCACAAUGUACAAAUUAUACCAGAAGCUUUUGUUAGAAAUGCUAGGAAACCAGAUCCCUUUGGUAAAAGUGAGGCGUGGAUAGUUCCAGCUAUCUGGUCUUUUAUUUGCCAUUUGCUGCUAGCAUUUAUGAUUAAAUCUGAGGAGGGGGAAUGGUUUCCUUUAUUAUGCUU